Cottoperca gobio is the source of this 600-nucleotide messenger RNA. RefSeq names its product transmembrane 4 L6 family member 5. The record is from RefSeq and is a predicted model, not a curated record. The transcript is spliced from 4 exons. NCBI's taxonomy places the organism in Eukaryota, Metazoa, Chordata, Actinopteri, Perciformes, Bovichtidae. Gene Ontology annotation, cellular component: membrane. The coding region runs from base 1 to 600 and encodes 199 amino acids.
AUGUGUGUGUCGAGGUGUCUGCGGUGCGUCUCCGUCUCUCUAGUUCCCAUGGCGAUCGUCUGCAUGCUGUCCAACAUCCUGCUGCUGCUUCCUGAGCUAAAGAUCCACUUCCUGUUGGAGGGUCAUGUGACCAGAGAGGCCACCUGGGCCCCGGGCCUGUGGGGGUCCGGCUUCCUGGUGCUGCUGGCGGCCCGAGCGUUCCUGCGGAGCAGCAGAACUUCAGGCUGCUGUGCUUUCAGGCGUCAGAUGUUGGUGCAGGUGGUGUAUUCCUGUGUGUGUCUGCUAGCUGCUGGUUUCUGCUGUCUCGUCAGUGCUACAGCUCUCUCUCAGGGUCCUCUCUGUCUCUACAACACCACCUCCACUCUGACCUGGGGGGUCCCACUGCAACCCCUCCCAGACCGCCAUGCAGGCUACCUGUACAACAGAACUCUGUGGUCUGCAGUGUGUCUGCAGCCCCGGGCUGUUGUUCAGUGGAACGUGGUGCUGUUCAGUGUGAUGGGGGUGGCCAGUGGGCUGCAGAGCCUCCUCUGUGGGGCCAACAUCCUGAACGCUGUGCUGGGGCUGAUCCUGGGUCAGGGCUGCUGCCACAACAAGGUCUGA